AUGGCAUGUAAAUUCUGUGGCCCUAAACUGUCGCUGUGCGGCCUCGUAUUGAGCGUCUGGGGAAUCAUACAGUUGACCUUAAUGGGUGUCUUCUACCAGAUCAGAUCCGUAGCUCUGUUGGAAGAUCUCCCUCUUGGUGAACACCACGAAUCAAUUACAGAUUUCCUCCAAGAUGUCGAAGUUGGAUACACUACGAAUGCUUACAACUGCUGGAUCGCUGCUCUGCUGUAUGUCAUCACACUGGUUAUAUCUGGACAUCAGUUCUGGAUGAACAACCGUUCUUCAGUUAGUAUGUAA
Arctia plantaginis is the source of this 297-nucleotide messenger RNA. Lineage: Eukaryota; Metazoa; Arthropoda; Insecta; Lepidoptera; Erebidae. The record is from the annotation of a GenBank genome assembly.